This is a messenger RNA of Darwinula stevensoni, 4100 nucleotides long. Lineage: Eukaryota; Metazoa; Arthropoda; Ostracoda; Podocopida; Darwinulidae. The record is from the annotation of a GenBank genome assembly.
AUGGUUUUGACACCACCACUCAAGGUGUUCCACUUCAGAGCUGAUUGGGCAGAGCAAUGCCCAGUUGUUGAUGGAGUCCUUGAAGAGCUUAGAAGAAACUUUGGAGAUAAGGAAGUGGAUUUCAUUGGGGUUGAUGCUGAGGCAAUUCCUGAGAUAUCUUCAAAGUAUGGCAUCAGUGCAGUACCUACAGUGCUGUUGUUAAUGAAUGAAGAAGUAGUAGAUCGCAUAGAUGGCGCAAAUGCAUCAGAAAUCACCAAGAAAAUAAAACACCAGGUAGCUCGAGCAAAUAUUUUCAAAGACCAACUUGAAUCACCAAAGGAGCCCUUGGAAGAUCGUUUGAAACGCCUUGUGCAUUCUGCUCCAUGCAUGCUUUUCAUGAAGGGUUCUGCAGAAAAGCCUCAAUGUGGAUUCAGCAGGCAGAUGGUGGAGCUGUUGAACAAGCAUAAUGCCUCCUAUUGUACCUUCGAUAUUCUGACAGAUGAAGAAGUUAGGCAGGGACUCAAGAAGUUCUCUGAUUGGCCUACUUAUCCUCAGUUGUAUGUGAAAGGAAAUUUAAUUGGAGGACUGGAUAUUGCCAAAGAGAUGGAUGCAAAUGGAGAACUUGCAUCACUUUUACCAAAGAAACAGUCUUUGGAAGAAAGGCUGAAGACUUUGAUAAACAAAGCACCUUUGAUGGUGUUCAUGAAAGGGACCCCCGAGGUACCAAAAUGUGGUUUCAGUCGAACUCUUGUACAAAUUCUUCAUGAGAUUGGGGUGAAAUUCGAAACAUUUGAUAUACUUGGUGACGAGGAAGUGCGGGAAGGGCUGAAGAAGUUCUCUGACUGGCCAACUUACCCUCAAGUUUAUGUGAAGGGAGAGCUUGUUGGUGGUUUGGACAUCAUCAAGGAGUUGCAAAAAUCUGGGCAACUCGUGGAAACAUUAACUCCAAAUAGGAGCACACGUGCUCUGCUUGUUUGUGGCAUGGGAGAAGCUUCAUCAUCUCGUGCUGGACCCAUCAAACACAGGACAAGGUCCACAGCUGGGCGAGAUGUUGUCAGAUUCCAUCCAUCUCAUGUGGAUGAUGAGGGGCUCAUUGACACUGAAGAUGAGAGUUGGGACACCGAAUCGGGUGCUGCCGAGUUCAUGAUUGAUUCGGACGAAGAUGAGCCAUUUGUUCCUUUGUAUUAUCACAAUGACGGUCGAAGUCAAGAUAAAGCCCACUGGCCCACUCAGAAGAAUAGAGAACAGUGGAGCCCCCAUCAUGCAAGAAAAGGCCAAGUAGAGGAAGAGUGGGAGCCAUCAAGUUCCAUUUUGGAUUCUGAAGAGGAUGGUGAUGAUGUCGAAGAAGAUCUAAGAUUUGCUGGUUGGAGUGUUCCAUUUGAGGAGGAAUAUGUUUCAACUGGGUUGGGGGACUUGCUGUUCCUGAACCGGGCAAUGCAGGCACGAUUGAAAGUGGAAAUUGACCGCUUGCAAGAGUUUUUGAUGGAAGUCCAUGCAGCCCAGAAAAAUAAAUUCCUUCUUGGCUUUGUAGGGUCUGUUGCUGAAAGCAAACACCUCAUCCACUGCAUCCAUGAGAACAUCAAAGAACAGGAGUUGAAGAGGAUUGAAGCAAGACUAGAUGUCCUGAAGGAAAAAAAGCUUGUGACUAUAAACAAAGCUGAUCAGCUGGAGGUUCAUCGUCAGAUAGCAGCUGCUGUGAUAAUUAAGAACAGCCUAAAAAAAAGUGAAGCUUCAUUGUUUGUGAAAGGUAAAAAUCAAAAGAUUGACUGGAUGAAGAUAUCAUGCCAAAUGAAGCGGCCUCGCAGUGAUUUGGAGUGCUACCUGAUUUGGGUCAACUGCCUCCAUCCAUCCAUUUAUAAGGCUUCUUGGUCAGACGAAGAGGUGGAAGUUCUUGAGGAUAAAGUAAAAGACAUGCUGGAAUCUCAUUGCCAUGUAGACUGGAACAAAGUGUCAUCCUUUCUCUCAGGACGAACUCCGCUUCAGUGUCUCCGUCGAUUUAGGCAGUUAGAGCAUAAGAAGAUUAAACGAUGGAAAGUAAAGGAAGAGAAAUCGCUUGCUGAAAUUGUAUCAGAGAAUGAUAAAGCAGAUGGCCAUGUGCGCUGGUACAAGGUGUCUGCAAUUGUUGGAAAUCGAACUCGGAAGCAGCUUUCUGAUCAUUGGACUACAGUAGGAACUCCUCUCCAAGGUGCAAAAUUCACUCUGAAAGAAGAUCAUUUUCUUCUGGCAGCUCACAUGAUAUGUGGCAACAAUUGGGCUCAGAUAUCUGCAUUCAUGCCUGGAAGAUCUCGACUGCAAGUAAAGAAUCGAUGCAAGGCUCUAGCAAAGGGGGCACCUCCUGUCUGGUCUCUGGGCGAAGACAGAAUCCUCAUGGAGCAUGUGAGAGAAAAAGGACCAAGAUUCUGGUCAUUGGUGGCAUCUUCCCUUGGUGGACUCAAAGAGGGCACAAGAUGUCGAGCUCGAUGGCUGCGGCUUGAAAAAUAUCUCCCAGAUGACUCAGAUGACCUUCUUCAGAUUUCACUUCUCCAGCAACUUCAACAUCUGUGCAAACUCACAUCCCAGCCUAGAAUAAAGAAGAAGAAGAGGGAUCAAGAAACUUCUGAAUCUCUAGUCUCAGAUUGUGAACUCCAGCGACGUACAAAGAAGAAGCGACAAGAGACAUGCACAGCAACAGAUCCCUUGGAAGAGGACCUAAGAAGUUUUUUCUCCACCAAAAGGAUGCAGUCCCGUCAUGGCAGGCCACGAACAAGAAAUCAGACCUGUGAUUCAAGAGAGGCUGACCAAUUUGAAAAGAGCUUGCUGCUCUAUCUGGGGCUAGGAGAGAUGUAUGCAACCAAUCAGACUGAAGAAACGAUGAGGCAUCAAGUUUCACCUUCACCUCUUGCAGAUACUGUUGCUAAUGCUCUGGAGCAAGAAACUAAACAUGGAGAUUCCUUCUGGGACAUCUUGAACGGUCUGUGGAGCCGAGACCUUAUUGAGGAACCUUGUCUGGAGUACAUGCCACCAAAUGAUGCCAAUGUGACAGCUCUGCGUGCCAUGCUUAUACAUCGGAACAGGCUGAGAGUUCUGGCAAAAGGAGCUAGUGAGGCAGGGGGUUUCCAAGGGAUGAAACAAACCUUCCUUCAGCAGUUCCUUUUCUUCUUCAGUCUCCCAGCUUGGUUGGCAUCAGACAGAUGGUUUGGGGAGCAUGGUGUUGAGGCAGAUGAGGAACCUCCACCACCUCACAACUGUAUCACUCCAGGAGGACUGAUCACUAGUGCUACUGGUUUCAUGAGAGGUCAUGGAACUUACAUGGAGGAUGAAAACCUGUAUGCUUCUGUGGCUGGUGUCAUUCAAAAGGUCAACAAACUGAUCUCAGUGAGGGGCUUCCAGUCCAGAUAUCAGGGAGAAGUUGGAGAUGUUGUGAUUGGAAGAGUUCUUGAAGUAGCUGGCAAAAGAUGGAAGGUGGAUACCAACUCCAGGCUUGAUUCCAUUCUCCAGCUCUCUUCUGUGAAUCUUCCUGGUGGGGAACUUCGGAGGAAGACAGCUGAAGAUGAGAAAUCCAUGAGGCAAAUACUCCAGGAGGGGGAUGUCAUCAGUGCAGAGGUGCACAAUGUCUAUGCUGAUGGAUCUCUUGCACUUCACACAAGAAGUCUAAAAUAUGGCAAAUUGAAGGAAGGAACUAUGGUAAAAGCCCCACCUUGCCUCAUAUUGAGGAGAAAGACUCAUUUCCAUUCACUUCCCUGUGGUGUCACUGUGGUUUUGGGCAAUAAUGGCUACAUCUGGAUUGCUCCAACUUCAGCCGAUCCAGAGGGAGGCGCUGCACCUCUUAGCAUUAAUGAAGCAGAUCGUCAGGUGGUUGCUCGUGUGCGUAAUUGCAUCUCAGCCCUCUCAUCAGCUGGGAUUGUUUUAUAUGACACCAGCAUCCUCUAUGCCUUUGAAGCAUCCAACCAGUAUCCGGAAGUGAAGAUGCUGUUAAAACCAGAAAUUUCUGCCAAUAUUGCCAAGAUAACACGGCUUCGACUGGAGAUGGAGUCUGAUAGAUGAGGUCUUGAAUGAUUCCUCUGUCUGGACUGUUUUUGUUGGUUUUAUAUUUUUUUCCCAAAAAAAUUGUAUUCUUUCAUGGAGAUGGCUUUAGAUUUUCA